This is a messenger RNA of Anolis sagrei ordinatus, 4201 nucleotides long. The record is from RefSeq and is a predicted model, not a curated record. Lineage: Eukaryota; Metazoa; Chordata; Lepidosauria; Squamata; Anolidae.
AAUUGUGGGCCUCUCGGUGGGGAAUGGAAGUAGAACCGGUUCCUCUCUCCCUUGAGUCCCGGCUGCUGGGGUUUGUGUUUGCUCUCCGGGCAGGUGUCCAACCUGGCGGGGCCCCUUUAAGAAGCGACUGUUUCUCUUUUCCCCCGGAAGAAAAGUGGAGCCAGUGGCCAGGAGCGCCCGCUUCCAUUCUGCGUUCAAAGGUGGAAAAGGAGGAGGAGGAGGAGGUAACCCAGCGCGCCUCCCCUUUAAGGUCUCCAUCGGGAGCUGAGGUUGGGGGAUAGAUUGGCUGGGAAUCGGGGCAUCCCUUGAAGAUAAAGAGCGGGGGAAAGGAGCAAGGAAGGAAAGGGAAGGAAAAGCCCAGGCACUGCAAGCAAGGACCAUCUCUCUCUAUCUCCCUGAAGCAAGGAUCCAACCUUCCCGAAGGCAACAGACAUGGCUCUCCCUGGCUGCCCGCCUUGCCGAACAAAAAGUCCUCUUUGUGGGCAGGAAAUCCUGUUUUUUCUGGCGUCCACCUGGUGGGUCUCUCUCCUCUGCCUUCCCUGCGCUGCUUUCAACCUGGACACCAAAUUCGUGGUCCUCAAGAAGGGCCAAACCCCGGAGAGCUUCUUCGGACUCUCGGUGGCUCUGCACCAUCAGACCAAGCCGGAAAAGUACCUGCUGCUCAGUGGAGCUCCCCGAGAUGUGGCCUCAAAGAUGGACAAUAGCACCCGGAUGGGUGCCAUGUAUGCUUGCCCUCUGACCGCAUCUACUGACGACUGUGAACGGGUGGACAUUAAGGUGUUAAGUGAACCCCAAAAAAAUAUUGUUGAAGAUAUGUGGCUGGGGGUGGAAGUAGCAAGCCAGAGAACGUCUUCUGGAAGAGUAAUGGCUUGUGCUCAUCGAUAUACCAGGAUUUUAUGGGCUGGCAAUGAAGACCAGAGGCGCAUGGUGGGGAAAUGUUACAUCCGUGGCAAUAACCUGGGCCUUCAGGAAGACGACGAGUGGCAGGUGUUCCACAAUGAGAUGUGCAAUGCCAACGCAGACCUGGAGUCAACUGGAAUGUGCCAGAUGGGCAUCAGUGGUGGCUUUACCCACGACAGUGUUUAUUUUGGAGCUCCUGGUGCUUACAAUUGGCAAGGGACUGAUUAUGUGCUGCAGGGUGAGAGCUGGGAACGAAAGGAUUAUUCCUAUCCUGAUGAGAAGAAAGGCCACAGCUAUAUCGGAUACACAACUGAGGCCAGCACUGCUGUACUGCACAAACACAACAACACUUUCAUCGCAGGAGCCCCCCGCUAUAAUCAUACUGGAGCUGUCUUUCUCAUGCUAAAUGACAACAGCACAACCCUUGAGGAGAAGCUGGUGCUCUUUGGAGAGCAAGUGGGCUCCUACUUCGGCAGUUCCAUUGCUCUGGCUGAUCUCAACAAUGAUGGGUGGAAGGAUUUGAUCAUUGGAGCACCUUACUACUUCGAUCGGAAAGAAGAGAAGGGUGGGGCUGUCUAUGUAUACAUGAACCUUGGUGGAACUUUCCACAGCAGUGCAAAUCUCACCCUGAACGGGCCCAGCAAUUCCUCGUUUGGUCUUGCUGUGGCCAGCAUUGGAGAUGUCGACAAAGAUGAUUUCCAAGAUAUAGCCAUUGGAGCUCCAUUUGAAGGGUCAGGGAAAGUAUAUAUCUACCACAGCAGUGUGGGAGGGCUUAUUGAUAAUCCCCGGCAGAUCAUUAGUGGGAAAGAUUUUGUUCCUAGCAUCCCAACUUUUGGCUACUCCUUCAGUGGUGGAAUGGAUGUUGAUGGGAACUCCUACCCUGAUCUGUUGGUGGGAACCCUGUCAGAAAAUCUCCUGUUGCUCAGAGCCCGUCCAGUGAUCAACAUUGUGAGCAAGACUUUUACAGUUACUCCAAACCCUCUGGACCCAGCCAAAUGCACUGAAGACUCCUGUAUCAAGGUGCAGUUCUGCUUCUCCUAUUCCCAGAGUGCCGGAGACCCCAAAUACAAGGAGACCAUCAAAUUGAAUUAUGUCAUAAAAGCUGACCAGGAUCGUCGGCGGGUUUACUUUGCUAAGACACAGUCUCCAGUCUACAAAGGACAGUUUUCCAUGCCAAAUGAGAAAUGCCAAACCCUGAAGGUCCUCCUACGGGAUGACGUGCGAGACAAGCUACACCCAAUUGCAUUCUCCAUGAACUAUUCUCUUGCUGAGAAAUCGAGGAAAUUCAGGUUGGGCCCAGAGUCUCUUGAUGCAUUUCCUGUCUUGAAUGAGGAUCAGCCCCGUGAGAAUCACACUGAGAUCCAGUUCCAGAAAGAAUGUGGAACUGACAACAAAUGCAACAGUAACCUGCAGGUCCAGGCAGUUUAUUUGAAUGACCAGAACCAGAUGCUGCCCAGGCGGAAUGGUAUGCAGGUAUUACAAUACAGCCGAGAUGUCAAGAAACUGAACUUGAAUAUCACUGUCACCAAUCAGCCAACGACACCUACCAAUGGAGAGGAUGCUCACCAAGCCCUCCUCAACAUCACUUUCCCGCCCUCUUUGCUGCCUUCUUCUGUUCGACCGAGUGGAGCUUGCACAUUUAAUGGAGGAGUGUUGUGUCAACUAGGCAACCCCUUCAAAAAGAACCAGCAGGCAGAGCUAAUUAUUACAUUUGAAGUGAUUUGGAUUUCAUUGUACACCCAGGAUGUUAUCAUACAAGUGGAGCCUUCCACGUUAAGCCAGCAAAAAGAUCUCACUACAAUAUCAGCUGUCCUCUUGGUGGACUACACUAUUGAUGCAUCCCUGAGAAUUGUCAACCCAUGGCUCCAGUCACAUUUUAGUGGGACAGUCAUGGGUGAAUCAGCCAUGAAGCAUGAAGAAGACGUCGGCAGUCCCAUCAGAUUUGAUUUCCAGGUGACCACAAAGGGUGAAUCUUUGGGUUCCUUGGGAACAAUCAUGUUAGGCUUUGAAUGGCCUUAUGAAGUCAGCAAUGGGAAAUGGCUCUUGUACCCCACCGAUAUCAUGGUGAAAGGAAAUGAACAGUGGUUCUGUGAACCCCCUGGGCAGGUCAUCAACCACCUCAACCUGAGCCUCAAUGUCCAUCAACAUAAUCAUAGCAGCAUCUUAAGAAGGAAGAAGCGUGACCUGGAGGCUUCUUCCAAAAGUGAAGUGCCCAUCACACUGGCAGCAGCAAAGAAAGCCAAGUCAGAAACAUCACUGAGCUGCUCCAAAGGAACCUCUCGCUGCAUUUGGUUUGAGUGCCCCCUCAAGGACAUCGGAGCUGUGACGGACGUGACUGUCCGAGCAAGGGUCUGGAAUAGCACCUUCAUAGAGGAUUAUCAUGACUUUGAUCGGGUGAAGGUGAUGGGACAAGCCACACUGUUUCUCAGGACAAAUGUAUCUACCAUCAACAUGAAAAAUGACACAGUGUGGUACACUGUGAACAUUGACUCUGAGUUGAGUGAAGAACAGCCGGCUGAACUUGAACUAUGGUUGGUGUUGGUUGCUGUUGCAGCUGGACUUCUGCUUUUGGGACUCAUUGUCUUACUGCUGUGGAAGUGCAACUUCUUUAAGCGAACCCGCUACUAUCGAAUCAUGCCCAAAUACCACGCUAUUCGGAUCCGGCAGGAGGACCGUUACCAGCCGGCUGGUGGGUUCCUGCCUCAGAAGCACAAGAAGCAAUGGGUGACGAAUUGGCAAGAGUCGGGGCGAUACUACUGAUGCCUGCUGCCUGCAAUCCUCUCCCUGUUCCAGGCUGCUUGGCUUCCUUUUGUAAAUAGUGCUGGACCAACAAAGAAACUGUUAUUUAAACCUAAGUUAUAUGACCUAGGUCAGUGAUGAUGACCCAAAACUUUCUGCAGACCUAGUGAUCUUAGGAGAAAAAUAACCCUUUUGGAAUGGACCUGCUAGGCAUUUGUGAAACACGAGGCACAAAGGGGCAGACAUUUUAUUUGCACUGAUGGAUUCCUUUUUAACUACCACUUGCUACCAGGGAAUUACAUUUCUUUGUGAAAAUGGGGCAGGUAUGAAAAUCAGCGUAGCUUUGCACUGGAUAUAUAUAUAUAUAUAUGCAAAUACACAACAGUGCCUAGGUGCUUGUGUUAGCAACACAAACGUGAAGACCUUGCUUUUGGGCUGUAGUUUCUUGGAUGCAAUUGUGUAUUUGUGAGAUUAUUUUUAUAGGUAUUAUUUAUUACAUCAAUGCCCCCUUUUCUUCUAGAGAGCUCAGAGAAACUAUUAGAUAGCAGCUUACCAAACCAAA